Messenger RNA from Acanthosepion pharaonis, 564 nucleotides. NCBI's taxonomy places the organism in Eukaryota, Metazoa, Mollusca, Cephalopoda, Sepiida, Sepiidae. The record is from the annotation of a GenBank genome assembly.
AUGUUUACCUUGCUGCAUCUUCAUUCCCUUUUUAUUCAAUAUGGAUCACUGCUUUCAUCAAUCCUCGGUUCUUUCUUUCUUUCUUUCUUUCUUUCUUUCAGUUUAAUUUUUCUUUCUUUCCAUUUUGCGUUCUACUUCCCAUCUCAACGUACAUUCAUUCUUUCUUUCUUUCUUUCUUUCUUUCUUUCUUUCUUAUUUUCGGGUCAAUUAUUAUUUCUAUUUUGCCCUAUGCAUCUCACGUCAACUUUUCCUACUUUUACAUUUUUCGUUCCACUUCCCAUGUUAACGUUAUUUCUUUCUUUCUUUCUUUCUUUCUUUCUUUCUUUCUUUCUUUCUUUCUUUCUUUCUUUCUUUCUUGUCAGUUAUUCUUUCUUACUAUUUUACUACGUAUGUCCCACGUUAAAGUUCUUGCAUGCUUUCUUUCUUUCUUUCUUUCUUUCUUUCUUUCUUUCUUUCUUAUUUCCAGGUCAGUUAUUCUUUCUAUCAAAUGUUUUUUGUUUUGUUUUGUUUUUUUAUCUGUUACUUAUAAGUUUUAAUUUCUCUUUCCCACAAGGGAAUGGAUAG